AAAUAGACAAACGUCAUUCGAUGGACAAUGUCAUUUACGGAUUGUAAAUUGUAAUCAAUUGUAAUUAUUAUACAAAAGUUCUCUUUUAGAUACCGUUUAAACAUCUAAUCCGUACAUUAAUGAAGUUUUCAAAGCUAAACACUGGUAUAGUUUACGUGAUACGUACAAAAGGCGAAUGUUUUGAUGAUGUCCUCGAUAGCUCUGGAGAGCGAAGAUUUAGAUUAUGUCCCAGUCCAGGUCGUUCGGAUGGAGGACGUACAGCCUAGAGAAAUAAGGGUGGAAGUUCUCGACUCUAGUGAUGACAAUAACUUGAUUAACGAUGAUGACUCUAACAUUGGCAGUAUGGUUUCAAUUCAUUCGGAAGAGAUUGUGGAGGAAAUUUGUGACGAAGUCGAAGUCAUAGUUCCGCAAUCUGAACCACUUGUGGAGCUGCCUAUAGAAAUAGAAGAAAAGAAAGAGAUACACACAAACCCGCCUGACAGUUGGCCUACGUUAGAAAUACUUCCCGGUGGAGUGAUCAAACAUGCAGACAAAAACGAAGAUGAUUUCACAUCCAAAAUGACACCAAACACAGUUGAAAGUGGGGAAAUGAUGUAUGCAUGUGCAAAGUGUUCACAGAGCUUCAAAUACUUGUUUUGUUUGGUGAAGCAUGUCAGAUGGCACGAAGAGGAGGAAAAGAAGAAUAAGACCUUGAAUUCCUCAAAAUUAAGUUCUCCAAGCAACGAUGAUUAUGUCUGCCUACACUCCGGCGGGAAAAGGAUAAUCAUAUCCAAAACAAAUAAAAAGAAGGUACCAAAGAGACUGAAGUCAUAGUUUUAAUAUUUUUUGUUUACUGUUUGUUCUUCCGAUGUAAAAAUAUUUUUAAGUAUUACGUAAAGAUGUUAGAAAAUAUAAAAAUAGUUUAUGGUUACUUAUAUUUUUAUUGAAAGCGCAACAAACGUUGACAACGAUUCUUUUAUAUUUUAAAUAUGUUUUAUUAACAUUAUCUCAAUGUUUAGUCCUUUAAAUUAGAAUUUUUAUAUGUCCGAAUAUUAAUUGCUUUACUUUUGUUUGGGAAUUACACGAGAUUGAUCUCUCCAAUUCAGAAUUAACAACUAAGCUAGGGGAAUUUAAAAAUAUUGGUUGAUGUAACAUACUUUUUAGUUAUAUGUGUUAAAAAAAAACUAUAUAAAGUGCUUUGUGCAAAGUUUCAAGAGUCUACAACACUCAAUUAUAAGUCAAUGAUAUAUUGUCACUCUAGAAAGGUAUUGAGUGUUAUUAUAAUGCAUAAUGGACCUUCGUAAAACGCUGUUUUUAAAACACUAUUUCAAUCAACGUAGCCUGGUCAAAAUCUAUUGAUGGAAUAUUAUUGUGUAAAUUAUUUUAAAAGUAAUUCUUACUGAUGUGGAAUUUAAUGAAUUAAUUUUCAUUAAUUUACACAGAAGGAAGGAAUUAAUAAUCACAAAAAUAAAAUGUUACUUUUUGAAUAAAUUGCGAGGUUUUUUAGCUAAGGUUAAGGGGCCUAUACCGUCUACGAGGGUAAAUCCGUCUUUCAAAAAUUACCGGUGUUCUAAUUGAAGACAUCUUCCAUAAAUGGUGUAGGUAAAUACGCAAUUUAUCGGCGUUUAAUCUAUACCGUUAUCAAAGGUGCGCUUUGAUUUUAACGCUCGUAACUGCGAAAGACGGAUUUACCCCCGUAGACGGAAUAGGACACCAUAACCUUAUUUGUCAUGCCAAAGGCUUCGCUUUCAUGUAGGAAUCCGAAACUUGGGCCCUUGUAAGAUAUAUUAGGCCUCGUCACAUAUUUCCUUAUUGUGCUUAUUCCGCGUUACUCGAAGGGUCUUUUUGAAUAGAUAAUUGUAUUGUGUAUGCCGUAUGCCGUAUGUCGUGUGAAUUUGAUGAUUUGAGUAUUGCGUAGUGUUUGUGUGAUUUGAUUCUAGUUUGUGUCUUUACGUACGUUGAUUUAAAGAAUAUUUUAUGUAUGUUUUUUUAUUAUAAAAUUUAUUUUAUUGGCGCCAAAAUGGUUAGAGACGUAAUAUGUUUUUAUCAUGAUUUUGUGAUUAUAAAGAAAUAAACAAAACAGCCCAAUUUUUGCAACUACGAGAUGAGUUACAACUGAUUUAUUUAAUAAUACGGUGUAUUUUACAAUUUUUUUAAUGUACGUUCUGUUAUUGUUAUCUACGUCUCUAAUCAAAA
Manduca sexta (tobacco hornworm) is the source of this 2175-nucleotide messenger RNA. RefSeq lists its product as uncharacterized. The coding region runs from base 184 to 813 and encodes 209 amino acids. The record is from RefSeq and is a predicted model, not a curated record. The transcript is spliced from 3 exons. Lineage: Eukaryota; Metazoa; Arthropoda; Insecta; Lepidoptera; Sphingidae.